This is a messenger RNA of Didymella exigua CBS 183.55, 2417 nucleotides long. RefSeq lists its product as uncharacterized. Lineage: Eukaryota; Fungi; Ascomycota; Dothideomycetes; Pleosporales; Didymellaceae. The record is from RefSeq and is a predicted model, not a curated record. The transcript has a single exon. The coding region runs from base 330 to 2222 and encodes 630 amino acids.
CGCGAAAGGCGCAGCGGUCUACCAAGCGCCAGUCAAAGGCAGUCUUGGAUGCUAUCACGCGGUGUGGCGCAGCUGUCCAUGCAUCGUCACUUCAAUAUCUCUGCGGCUCACCCCUUACACGUAUUCUUCUCCAGCUGCCCUAGGCAGCAGCUUAGCUAACGUUCAGCGCGCCGCACAAGUCGUGAGAAAGAGAUUAGUUUUGGGAUACGACACACAUAAUUAGAGGUACAUUUUCAGUAGAGCCGGCGUCUAAUACAGUGAGACUGCUGUCGGCGACCUCGUCUACGACUGAAACUUGAAAGGGAUCUCGCCACACCACAACUGACACCAUGGACAUUCCAAGGGGCCAUGCGAUGCUCCCGCUCAACGAAGGCGAUUUCCUGGACUUUAUAUACAAUUAUUUUAAGGCCGAAUACGCACCGAUCAGAUCCUUUUGGUCGACCGCAACCGCUGACCCGCGGCAACCGCAAAGAUGGGUGAACAUGGGCCACGAGCUGCAACCUCUUAGCAUGCGCCCCGCAAACGCCCAAGCACAAAAGGACCUCGAGUCCCUGGACUACUUCACGCGGAAAUGGCACCUCGACUCUGACUUUGUGCGUGGUCUGGUGGUUCGCUUUGCGAAAUACGAACUGCACGACCGUCUUGAGAAGAAGCUCUUUGAAUGUGCACGCCUCGACCUGAUGGUGCGCAAGGUACUUAAAGAAAAGCAUCUCAUCGAUGCCCUCUGGCCGAGUCCCGCGCCGCGCAGCGAGCCCAAGGAUUUGCUAGCUCAGGGUGUACAGGUUAGGAGGUGGUAUGGCGAUAUGUUUGCCAAGUACUUCACGGUGCUGCACUCAGUGGAUGAGUUCGAGUUGAGGCCUGAAAUUGACCAGAGGAUCAAGAGCAGUGGGACAUUGAUGCUGGUCCCGUUUGUGGACCAUGUGGUGAUUGGGGCCGUUGACCCUAUCACACCGAUCGUCACUCGAGGCGCAGGGUACGCGAGUAACAAAUCACUAGACAGCAGAGGAAAGGGCAGUAGUGAUGGCUAUGGAGAGCCUGGACGGUUCGAGAUCAGGUUCGAUGCACCAGCUGAGGUGUCUGAGACGUACACGAAGAGCAUUGUCAGGCAGUAUGAGUGCAUGAAGUGCGGUACGAAGAGGGAUGUGCAGGUCGUAAUCUCUGUUGAUCCAAAUCCUGAAGGCGGCGCGGCUACAACAAGAAAGCCUUCGACCACUGUGAAUUCAGCGGUGCAGAGGCAGUUGAGAGGUGGAGACAGACAAAAGCGAAGAAAUGAAGAGGGCGCUCCACCACAGCCACCGCGACCGCAGCCCCAAGCGCCCGCUCAAACCGAACAAAGGUCGUCAACUCCAGAAGGAAAGAAGCAAUGCCCCCGCUGCACCUUUCUAAACCACGCCUCCCUCACCGAGUGUGAGAUGUGCAGUGCCGAUCUAUCCGCUACAACAGCUACGAAACCACCGAGUCCAGUCGUUUCAAGAGUAUCUCACGCCCACUCAGCAUCGCUGCCACCCCCGACCACCGCACCCGAUCGUCUGAAAUCUGAAGAGCGUCCUGGUCCGUCGCACAGACACAGUCUCAGCUCGACACUAUUCAGCAUCUUCCCCUUCUCGCAGCAGCACCAGCAGGAACACCACGCAAAUUUGCCGACGACACAACAAGUUGACACAGUGCCAGCGGUGGCCAAUAGUCGUGCUGCACCUGAACGGCUAGAGCCACGUCGUAUUGUGCCGAAGAAGCACACGCGGGAGGUGAAGAGGAGGGAAGAGAGGGAGCCCACAACCCGCUCAAACCCAGCCUCCUCAACAAGAGCAGAGGAAACAUCUGGAGAGCCAUCAGCAGCAGCAACAAAACCAUCUCAACCCGUGGGUCUCACCACGCCUCCCACAAGACCCGAGAGUCCAAAGACACAUCAGAUAGACGAGCCAGAGCUCUCACGACCACCGGAGAUGGCGAUGAUGCCGCUCACACCGCCGCCAUCGACGAGUCAGCAUAGGAGACAGGUUCCCGCCGGACUACCGAGUCAUCUUAUGGAUGACUAUGUAUCGCCUAGUCAAGGGCUGCCGGUGCAGGAUGAAGAGGAGGACGCUGGAUGGGCCGAUCUUAGGAGGAAGGAGAGUAACAUCGAGAGCGAGGACAGUGAUGAGGAGGGGAAGUUGGUGGAUCUCGAUGCAGUGGCAAGGGAGGAGAUGGGAGUUUGGGGAGAGAGGGAGGACGAGCGAUGCUGAGAGGUGUCACUUGUCCAUGUUGUGGUUGCUAGGUGUUUUCUCGUUUCAGCAUCAUUUGAGGUUUUUGAGUUCCACUGACGACAAUCUGCUAUCGCAUGAACCAUGCUCAUCAUCUACAACAAUCCGCCCUGCCGUGCCGAAAAGUAUUCAUCGAUAUCUUCCGGCAACUCAAUGCUAUCUCUUCGUGAAAACUCC